UUGACGGGAGGGCGGGGUCGCGCAAGUGUGCUGGCUUUUAGUGGCUGCACGAGGAGUGUCGCCGGCAGGCUGCAGGCAUGCUUCGACGCGAGGCCCGCCUGCGCCGGGAGUAUCUGUACCGCAAGGCCCAGGAGCAGAAGCAGCAUCUUCUGGAGGAGAAGAAACUGAGGCUCAAGAGAGCCCUCGAUGAGAAUCAACCGAUCCCAACUGAGCUCCGAAGGGAAGCCCUGACGCUCCAGGGGGCAUUGGAGUUUGAUGACGCUGGAGGUGAAGGUGUUUUGGGCCACCAAGAUGAUGAAUACCGAUGGGCAGGUGUAGAAGACCCCAAAAUCAUGAUCACCACCUCUCGAGACCCCAGCUCUCGGCUCAAGAUGUUUGCCAAGGAGCUGAAACUGAUAUUCCCAGGUGCUCAGAGAAUGAACCGGGGUCGACAUGAAAUGGGUGCUCUUGUCCGCGCUUGUAAAGCUAAUGGAGUCACAGAUCUGCUGCUGGUACAUGAGCACCGAGGGACACCAGUCGGCCUCAUCGUGAGCCACCUGCCCUUUGGGCCUACUGCAUAUUUCACACUGUGUAAUGUGGUGAUGCGGCAUGAUGUUCCUGACCUUGGCACUGCAUCAGAGGCCCUUCCCCACCUUAUCUUUCAUGGUUUCUCUUCCCGCCUUGGACAGCGAGUCUCAAAUAUUCUCCGAUACCUUUUCCCAGUACCCAAGGAUGAUAGCCACCGAAUCAUUACCUUUGCCAACCAGGAUGACUACAUUUCUUUUCGGCAUCAUGUGUACCAGAAGCCAGAUCACAACGCAGUGGAGCUGAUAGAAGUGGGGCCCAGAUUUGAGAUGAAAUUGUAUAUGAUCUGCCUCGGCACGCUGGAGCACGAAGCCACAGCAGAUGUGGAGUGGCGUUGGCACCCAUAUACCCACACAGCCCGAAAGAGGACCUUCCUCAGUGUUUAGGAAAGGAUUUACAAACCUAGCACCAGAGCAUACACUGGACCGCAGACCAAGACAAAACCUGAGGAAACCCACCUUGCCUGAGGAGAGGCCAGCUCUACUGCUGUCAUUAAAGUUACUCAUCUCCUGCACCUCUCUGUUUCUGGGACCUUAUGCUCAUGGCACUGUGGGGAUGAGCAUUAUAGCUGGCUGGUUCCAAAGGCUUUUGGAUUUACUAUGGUGGACACUGAAAGCUGUUCUCUGACGUACUCUGGCUCAGACACAGGCAGCGGUUCUCUGAAUUGAGAAGCUGGGGAACAUUGGCAUUUGAGUCGGAGAGCCCCAGGGUCAUACCACAGUCUCAAAACCUGUUCACAGGGUCAGGGCUGGAUGGAAAUGAGGGAGUUGGCCUCUGUACAGGAACCCAGGCUAUGGAGCUACUAUUUGGGAUCUUCUGGAUCAGGGAUCGAUCUUGGGGAGCUGGAGUCCAAGUUGGGGAGCUCUCUGCCAUAUUUUCUGAGGCCUCCGAAGGCCUAGGGGAAGGGAUAGUGAGGAGUUACCUGGCUUGGGUAGGGGGUUAAUUUAAAUUUUUUUCUUUUUUUUAGCAUGGCCAUUUAGUCUAACCCAUGUCCAUAGGUAGAUUCCCCACUGAACCCCCUCCUCAGCUUGACCCUCUCUAAGGGGGGUUGGUACUCUGACUUCCCAAGGCAGCCUCUUAUCCUUAAGAAAGCUUUUGUCCCAUUAAACCUAAAUUUCUGCUCUUCAGUGCUCUGAUUCAGCCCUUCACAGCCCAGCAGAACAAAUCGAAUCCUUCUGUGGCAUUCCUCCCCCAGUCUUCUCCAACCUGCUUGCCUCCCGUGUGCCCUUUCUACUUUAUCAAAGAGAAUUUUAUUUUAAAAAUGGGGCUUCCAACUGAAUGUAGUAUUCUAGCUAUGACUUGAUGAGGCCAGAGGGGCUCUGCAGUUGCCUUCUAAGGAGGAGCUCUUCCUGGAAGCUCAGUCCCUUUGUGCAGUCCAACGUGAAGGAAGUACUUAUGCAGACCUUAUGGUACACUAAGACCCUUUCAUCUUCUUUCAGACAAACUGCUUACCUAAGCUUGUUUUUUCCAUUUUGUACUUGGGGGGUUGAUUUUUUUUCAACUGAAGAUUACAUUUAUUUUUCUUGAAUUUCCUCUUUACGUUCUGUCCAGUGCUCAAGCUUGUCAAGAUAUUUUGAGACAUUAUCAGUAUAAUCUGCAAAUUUGA
Messenger RNA from Phascolarctos cinereus (koala), 2170 nucleotides. It is a transcript of the gene IMP4, whose product is annotated as IMP U3 small nucleolar ribonucleoprotein 4. Lineage: Eukaryota; Metazoa; Chordata; Mammalia; Diprotodontia; Phascolarctidae. The record is from RefSeq and is a predicted model, not a curated record. Gene Ontology annotation, cellular component: Mpp10 complex; nucleolus; small-subunit processome. Gene Ontology annotation, molecular function: snoRNA binding; rRNA primary transcript binding. Gene Ontology annotation, biological process: rRNA processing.